AGUACCUGGCACGGCACCUAUAAACAACCUUCCACGCCGCGCCCCAAAACCCUAGACUCUCUCGCCUACUGGCCGCAAAACUUAACCCUAACCCUAGCGGAGAGAGGACGAGCUCGACAACCAUGGCGGAUAUUUCAAAUGUGGCGGACGUGGGAGGGGCGCAGCCGAAGAAGAGGACCUUCAGGAAGUUCUCCUACCGAGGUGUCGAUCUCGAUCAGCUCCUCGACAUGGGAACCGACGAGCUUGUCAAGCUCUUCCAUGCCCGAGCUCGCAGAAGGUUUCAGAGAGGUCUGAAGAGGAAGCCCAUGGCUCUGAUCAAGAAGCUUCGCAAGGCGAAGCGUGAUGCUCCUCCUGGGGAGAAGCCUGAACCUGUGAGAACCCACCUUCGGAACAUGAUAAUAGUCCCAGAGAUGAUUGGAAGCAUUAUCGGUGUCUAUAAUGGGAAAACUUUCAACCAGGUUGAAAUCAAGCCUGAAAUGAUUGGUCACUACUUGGCGGAGUUCUCCAUCUCAUAUAAGCCUGUGAAGCAUGGAAGGCCUGGUAUUGGUGCCACCCACUCCUCCCGUUUCAUUCCUCUCAAGUAAAAGCCAAAUAUCAGGCAAAGGGUUAGGGGAUCAAAGACAGUGCUUCUGGUUGUUAUUGAAUUUUUCUUGCUUUGGUCAGUUCAAGCUUUAGCUUUCAGUGCUGUAUUUCUAAGGAAUAUAUUCUCGCUUUUGCUCGUUGUGUCAUGACUUGUCCAACUUGAAUUUAUAUUGAAUCCUUAAUUGAGUUUUGUCCCUUCUUAAGUAUCAUACAAGCUCCGAUUGCAGCGUCUUUAGAUGUGUAACAGGUAUUUUGGCACUUGUUCUACAAAUUUGAGUUUGAUAGGAAAGUCUAGUUUCAUCUUAGUUUGCCUGUAACUGCUGAAGCUGAUUUGAAUGUAUUUUCCAAGUCAGUUGCUA
Phoenix dactylifera (date palm) is the source of this 941-nucleotide messenger RNA. RefSeq names its product small ribosomal subunit protein uS19. The record is from RefSeq and is a predicted model, not a curated record. Lineage: Eukaryota; Viridiplantae; Streptophyta; Magnoliopsida; Arecales; Arecaceae. Gene Ontology annotation, cellular component: cytosolic small ribosomal subunit; ribosome. Gene Ontology annotation, molecular function: RNA binding; structural constituent of ribosome. Gene Ontology annotation, biological process: translation; ribosomal small subunit assembly.